This is a messenger RNA of Culicoides brevitarsis, 1201 nucleotides long. RefSeq names its product vitellogenin-3-like. NCBI's taxonomy places the organism in Eukaryota, Metazoa, Arthropoda, Insecta, Diptera, Ceratopogonidae. Gene Ontology annotation, molecular function: lipase activity. Gene Ontology annotation, biological process: lipid catabolic process. The record is from RefSeq and is a predicted model, not a curated record. The coding region runs from base 71 to 1201 and encodes 376 amino acids. The transcript has 4 exons.
AUGACAAUUUUUAAUAUUUAGUAAAUUACGGAGUGAAGCAUUUGAAUGAAUUCCGAUAAAUUCAUAAAAAAUGAAGUUAACAUAUUUUGCGGUAUUAAUAAUUUUUGCUUAUUUAAACGUAACUGCUGGAUUUUUCGGACCUCUUGAAACUUUGAGGAACAAAACGAAAGAAAUUUCGAAUUUAACUGUCGAAACAGGCAAAGCCCUUGCUCAAAAUGUACCGAAUUAUGUGCCAACCUUUGAUGAAUUGUUCGAUUUUACGAAACAAUCGAUCGCGGGAUUGCCUUUUGAAGCAGCUGUCAGUGUCAUAAACAGGAUUUGUUCAAUCGCGAUUGCUGCCAAUGCGACAAAACCAUUUCGAACCCCAAAUGCGUCAGAAAUUAAUUACGUUUUAUUAACUGGCGACGAGAAUGUGACAAUUCCCUUGACAAAUUCCGUUGAAUUGUGGCGUCAUCCAUCGUUCGAUCCGAAGAAAAAAGUCGUCGUCUUAAUUACCGGAUGGAAAACUGACAUAAAUGAGACAAACACUGCUGUCGAUUUGCUUUCGGAGGCGUAUUUGGCACGUGGCGAUACGAAUUUCGUGUUUAUUGACUCUGCGAGAUACGUUGACACUUUGUAUGCUUGGUCGGCAUUUAAUACGCAGGAACUGGGCGAUGCCAUUGGCGAAGGUCUCGUGAGUCUAUCGAAAUUGGUGCCAACUGAAAAUAUUCAUGUGAUUGGACACAGUCUUGGAGCUCAUAUCAGUGGCGCAGCAGGUCAAUCCUUCCAAAAUAAGGCGGGAAAAUUACUUCCUCGAAUAACGGGUCUCGAUCCUGCAAAUCCGUGUUUCAAAGAAGGCGAAACUUUGCAAGGCUUGAUGCGAGGCGAUGCGGAAUUUGUCGAUAUUAUUCACACAAAUUCUGGAGUUUUGGGAAAACGAGAUCCCAUUGGUGACAGUGAUUUUUAUCCAAAUGGGGUUGUUCCUCUCCAACCAGGCUGUUUAGGGAUAUCAUGCUCUCAUGCACGUGCCUAUGAGUUAUUUGCAGAAACUGUUUAUCCAGGAAGUGAAAAAUCGCUUCAGGCGAAAAAAUGUAACUCGAUAGCGGCACUUGAUAAUGGAAAGUGUAAAGGCAAGGCAGUUCCCGUUGGAUUUGCAUGUCCUCCAAAUACGAAAGGGAAUUAUUUCUUUAAAACGAAAGCUGAAAAGCCAUAUCAGUUGUAA